AUGAAGUGCUGCAGAGGAGCGGAUUAUUCUGUGAUUCUUUCACUGCUUCAUAAACCCGAGCCCAAGAAGACUCAACCCAACAAGAUGAAGAUCCAGUUGGUUUUUCUUUUAGCGGGAGCUGCCAUUUGUGCAUCGACGCCUGUGCCUCGCUGCAGGUGCACAAAGAAAGAUACAGAAGUGGACAUCAAACUCGUUGUAUCAAUGAUAACUAAAGCAGGAAAUCAGUUCUGUCAUGUACCUGAAGUCCUAGUGAAGCUCAAAACCAGGAAUGGAUUUAAAGAGGUGUGUGUUGAGCACAAUGGGAAAGUCCACAAAUUGCUCGAAUCUUUAAAGAAAAGGCCCAAUAUGGUUCUUAAGAGAACAUCUGCAGCAACUGCAUCGUCCCCAGAAUCUACCAUCGCCUCUGGCAGCACUCGCAGUACUUCUACUUUACUUCAGGACAAGACUAGAUAA
Messenger RNA from Knipowitschia caucasica, 453 nucleotides. The record is from the annotation of a GenBank genome assembly. NCBI's taxonomy places the organism in Eukaryota, Metazoa, Chordata, Actinopteri, Gobiiformes, Gobiidae.